Poecilia reticulata (guppy) is the source of this 2338-nucleotide messenger RNA. The record is from RefSeq and is a predicted model, not a curated record. NCBI's taxonomy places the organism in Eukaryota, Metazoa, Chordata, Actinopteri, Cyprinodontiformes, Poeciliidae.
CAUUUUUCUUUUCUCACAGCAGAUCGUAACUAUUGAAAGAUACAUAUUAAUGGCAUUAUCUUAAAUUAUUUCUUUGUUUUCUACUUGUUUGUCCACUAAUAUUAUUUUUAUAUGGAAAAUGUCAACACAAACAUUGUUGCUUCUUCUUCAUUACUUGAAGCUGCUGUUCCAUCACUAAACUAAAACCAGACUCUCUUCUUACACCAUUCAUGGGUUAAUCAUCUUCCAGACUUUCUCGUUCCUCCCUCUGCUUCCUGAUUGAAGCUGGGCGGAGCCAACAGCUGCUGAAGGAAGUGAAACUCACACAGCCGCUGUGACUGAGAGCAGAAAUGGAGCAGAAUCAGCUGGACAGAGAAAGUUUCUCCUGUUCGAUCUGUUUGGAUCUGCUGAAGGAUCCAGUGACUACUUCCUGUGGACACAGCUACUGUAUGAAAUGUAUUACAGACCACUGGGAUGCAGAGGAUCAGAAGGGAAUCCACAGCUGCCCUCAGUGCAGGGAGACCUUCACACCUAGACCUGUGCUAAAGAGGAGCACCAUGCUAGCAGCUUUAGUGGAGCAGAUGAAGAAGACUGGACUCCCCGCUGCUCCUGCUGACCACUGCUAUGCUGGACCUGAAGAAGUGGCCUGUGAUGUCUGCACUUGGAGGAAACUGAAAGCCUUCAAAUCCUGUCUGGUCUGUUUGGUUUCCUACUGUGAGAAUCACCUCCAACCUCACCUUGAUGUCCCUGGUCUGAAGAAACACAAGCUGGUGGAGCCGUCCAACAACCUGCAGGAGAACAUCUGCUCUACGCAUGAUGAGGUGAUGAAGAUGUUCUGCCGCACCGAUCAGACAUGCAUCUGUUAUCUCUGCUCUGUGGAUGAACAUAAAGGUCAUGACACAGUGUCAGCUGCAGCAGAAAGGACUGAGAGGCAGAGAGAGCUGGAGGAGAGACGAGGAAACAUCCAGCAGAGAAUCCAGGACAGAGAGAAAGAUGUGAAGCUGCUUCAACAGGAGGUGGAGGCCAUCAAUCACUCUGCUGAUAAAACAGUGGAGGACAGUGAGAAGAUCUUCACYSAGCUGAUCCGUCUCCUCCAGAAAAGAAGCUCUGAGGUGAAGCAGCAGAUCAGAUCCCAGCAGGAAACUGAAGUGAGUCGAGUCAAAGAUGUUCAGGAGAAGCUGGAGCAGGAGAUCAGUGAGCUGAAGAGGAAAGACGCUGAGCUGGAGCAGCUCUCACACACAGAGGAUCACAACCAGUUUCUCCUCAACUACCCCUCACUGUCACCCAGGGAGUCUAAAGGUCCAUCCAGCAUCAACAUCCGUCCUCUGAGACACUUUGAGGACGUGACAGCAGCUGUGUCAGAGCUCAGAGACAAACUACAGGACGUCCUGAGAGACUCAUGGACAAACAUCUCACUGAUGGUCACUGAGGUUGAUGUUCUACUGCCAGAACCAGAACCAAAGACCAGAGCUGGAUUCUUAAGAUAUUCAUGUGAAAUCACCCUGGAUCCAAACACAGCACACAGAUAUCUGGUGCUAUCAGAGGGGAACAGGAAGGUGACAAGGCUGAAUCAACCUCAGUCUUAUUUUUAUCAUCCAGACAGAUUCACUAAAUGGCCUCAGGCUCUGAGUAGAGAGAGUCUGACCGGACGAUGUUACUGGGAGGUGGAGAGGAGCAGGACGGUUCGUGUAGCAGUCACAUACCAGAACAUCAGCAGAGCAGGAGGUGGAAAUGAAUGUGGACUUGGAGCAAAUGACAAGUCUUGGGCAUUGUAUUGCUCCGACAACAGUUUUAAAUUUAGUCACAACAACAUCUGGACCUCCGUCUCAGCUCCAGUUCCCUCCAGAGUCGGAGUGUACCUGGACCACGGAGCAGGUCUUCUGUCCUUCUACAGCGUCUCUGAAUCCAUGACUCUGAUCCACAGAGUCCAGACCAGAUUCACUGAGCCGCUGAUGGCUGGAGUUGGGCUUGGAAUAGGAUCUGCAGAGUUCUGUAAUCCCAACUAGGUUUUCUCCCUGAUAGAUGAUCAGGGUUCUGAAGUCUCUGCUCUGUUGUUUUGUCCUUAUUUUUCUGGUUUAAGAGUCGUUCUCUGUGCUCCAGAAGCCGUAAAUGUUAUCACUGCUGAUGUUUUCUUUCAUUGUUAAAUGUCAGAAAUAUUUCUUCAUGAGAAUCUGAACUUCUCUGGGCUCCAACAGUGAAGUUUUAAUAUUUGUACUGAUGUAUUAAAAGUUCUGGUUUCUCUUCUUCUGAUCUGCAGGAUGAAUGUUGAUAUUGUUUAAACCAGUUCAGACUAAAGUGAGCUGAACUUCUUUCUGUUUUUGUUAUUGUGAUUAAAAAAAUAAACUGAAUCUAACAUCAA